AUGAAGUUGCAAAUGGGCCAAAAGUCGACACUGGUGGUGAGUGAUGCGGACAUAGCGAGGGAGUGCCUCACCAUACACGACCGUGCCUUCGCCUCUCGCCCCAUGAUGGCUGCGGGUAGGAUUCUUGGUUUCGACUACACCGCGAUUGCUUGGGCCCUCUACGGCCCCUUGUGGCGGGACCUGCGCAAGGUCUGCACACUGGAGCUGCUAUCAACUCGUUGUCUUGAGACGCUCAGCCAUGUCCGGGACGGAGAGACUGCGAAUUGCAUAAAGAGAUUAUAUAGUGUUUUGAGGCUGGGUCCUGAAGAGGAGGUUAUGGAGUUCAAGGAAUUGGUGGAGGAGUCGUUCUAUGUGAGUGGCUUGCCGAACUUGGGUGACGUAAUGCCGGUGAGGCAAGGAGUGGAUGUAGAUCGUGAGAAGGCUACGGAUUUCUUGGAUGUGAUGUUGUCCUUGUCGGAUGACCCACAGAUCGCUUCGCUCUCUGCAUCCACUCCCCACAGGAGGGAUAUCAUAAUCAAGGCCACACUUCUGGUGAUCGUAUUUGCUGCAACGAACACAUCUGCAAUGACUCUGGAAUGGGCUCUGGCUUCUCUAUUGAGCAAUCCGGAGGCCAUGAGGAAAGUUAAAGAGGAGCAUGACACGAAGAUCGGAAAGGAAAGAAGGGUGGAGGAGGCUGACAUAGCCAACCUCCCCUACCUACAAGCGAUCAUCAAGGACACACUGCGGCUGUACCCUCCCGGCCCACUCCUUGUCCCACAUGAAUCCAUAGAGGAUUGUGUGGUGGCCGGGUUCCAUAUGCCUGCCGGCACACGACUGCUUAUGAAUGCAUGGAAGAUACAGAGGGACCCAAGGUGGUGGCAGCAGCCCCUCAAAUUUGAGCUGGAGAGGUUUAUAGGGAGCGAGGUGGAUGUGAAGGGGCAACAUUUUCAGCUCUUACCAUUCGGGGCCGGCCGGCGAGCAUGUCCCGGCAUGUCCCGCGCCCUCUCGGUGGUGCAUUUGGCCCUGGCCCGCCUCCUCCAUAGCUUUGAUUGGCACCUCCCUCUUGGUUGCUCUUCACUUGACAUGACCGAGGUCGUUGGUCUCACCACCCCAAGGGCCUCCCCUUUGGAAGCUCUCAUGGAGCCCCGUCUCCCCCUUGAGUUACUGUGUAAGAGUUGA
Molecule: messenger RNA, 1158 nt
Organism: Amborella trichopoda
Lineage: Eukaryota; Viridiplantae; Streptophyta; Magnoliopsida; Amborellales; Amborellaceae
Source: RefSeq, a predicted model, not a curated record